GGAUGUAUAUGCAUUUGAUGUUGUUGUCUUACAAGUUUAUUGUUUUACAUUUGAGGCCAAAUUAGAAAUACGACAAUCAUUUAGGAAUAGAUAUAAAAUAAAUUACAAGAAGAGGCACACCAACUAAGAGGUAAUAAUGCCAAAACUAGAGUCAAACUUGCGAUAUUCCUCUGCAUAAAAUACCACCAAGUCAACUCGUUGCAGAAUCAUUAGUACUGAGAUCCCAUUAUUCUAAUCAUAAAAUCAUUGCGAAGCUCCUUUCUGAAUUCUUUAAAACGGAACGAAAUUCCCUCCAGCACGAUGCACAAACCAAAAACAAGAAGCUGCCAAUCAGAAAAAAAUGGCCGCAGAAAAACCAAAUGCUCUUGCAACCUCUGUAUUCCUCUGUUUUCUUUCUUUAGCUCUGUUUCCAACCUCCCUCGCCGGUGGCCGCGGUGGCAUAAGCAUCUACUGGGGCCAAAACGGUUUCGAGGGAAACUUAACCGCCACUUGCGCCACCGGUAGAUAUUCCUAUGUCAACUUAGCCUUUCUAAUCCAAUUCGGCAACGGCCAAACCCCGGUGAUCAACCUCGCCGGCCACUGCAAUCCCGCCGUGAAUGGAUGCACAAUCAUCACCGACGGCGUGCGUUACUGCCAGAGCCGCGGCAUUAAGGUGUUGCUGUCCCUCGGCGGCGGCGUUGGGAGCUAUUCUUUAGCAUCGACAGAAGAUGCCAAAAACGUAUCCCUUUAUUUAUGGAACAAUUUCUUGGGUGGAACCUCGGAUUCGAGACCAUUAGGAAGUGCGGUUUUGGAUGGAAUCGAUUUCGAUAUCGAACUCGGGUCAACCCUUUAUUGGAAUGAUCUUGCAAGAUUCUUAAAGGGCUAUUCGUCUUCAUGUAAGCCGAGAGGAAGAAAGGUUUACUUAAGUGCUGCCCCACAAUGUCCAUUUCCGGACAAAUUCCUCGGAACUGCGCUCAGUGAAGGUCUUUUUGACUUCGUUUGGGUUCAGUUUUACAACAAUCCUCCAUGCUCGUACGCUGCUGGGGAUACUAACAAGCUCCUGAGUUCUUGGAAUCAGUGGACUACAAGCAUUAAAGCUCGGAAAUUUUUCUUGGGGUUGCCGGCAGCUCCACAGGCAGCCGGAAGUGGGUUCGUUCCGCCGGAUGUGUUGACUUCCCAAAUUCUGCCGGAGAUAAAGAAGUCGCCCAAGUAUGGUGGGGUGAUGCUUUGGUCAAAGUACUGGGAUGAUCAGUCUGGAUAUAGUGCGUCCAUUUUUAAAAGCGUCAUUUGACUUGUGUAGUAAAUCAAAUAGGGUGCUCAAGUGGCUCACUCCACUGACACUGAGUAUUGGGAUUUUUAUUUUUAUUUUUCUUUUCUGGUAUGUUUGGUUUGAAUUUGCAAUGAUACCGUUAACGAACUUUAAUUUCCAUUUCGC
Molecule: messenger RNA, 1414 nt
Organism: Oldenlandia corymbosa var. corymbosa
Lineage: Eukaryota; Viridiplantae; Streptophyta; Magnoliopsida; Gentianales; Rubiaceae
Source: the annotation of a GenBank genome assembly